Molecule: messenger RNA, 2093 nt
Organism: Rhododendron vialii
Lineage: Eukaryota; Viridiplantae; Streptophyta; Magnoliopsida; Ericales; Ericaceae
Product: zinc-finger homeodomain protein 3-like
Exons: 1
Coding region: 1124-2068 (314 amino acids)
Biological process (GO): regulation of DNA-templated transcription; regulation of developmental process
Cellular component (GO): nucleus
Molecular function (GO): transcription cis-regulatory region binding; DNA-binding transcription factor activity
Source: RefSeq, a predicted model, not a curated record
CUCUCUCUCUCUCUCUCUCUCUCUCUCUCUCUCUCUCUCUCUCUAUUUUCCACUCCACUCUAGCUCUGACACACGCUGUUCUCCAUAUGGCGUAAACUUGAUGCCUGAUAGUGCAAGCAAAGCAAGCAAGCAUCUCCACCUUUUUUUUCAUUUCAUCGCUCUCUCCAUAAUCACUCUUGUAUAUUCCCCUGUCCGUUUUUUCACUUCUUUUGUUUUUCUCUCCCCUUUAUCGCCUUUUUGAGUCCUCACUACUGCUAUAAGCUCGUGUUUUAGUGCUUCACUAGCAAAACCCACCUCCCAAAACAUCUCUCCUUUCUCUCUCUCUCUCUAGUCUCUACCCCCCCCUUCUCUCUCUCUCUCUCUCUCUCUCCUCUUAUUUUCCCUUCUCCUUCAUCACCCACUUGCUCUGUUUUUCAAAAUCCAAAACCCCCCUGUUUUCUAAUUCCUACAACUUUUUCUUCUCUUGUGGCUCAAUUUGUCUUUUGCUGCUGGAAAUUUGUUUAAGCUCAAGAUUUUCAGAUACAUGAUUUUGGAAGUUUUUAUCUCUUUAAUAUCUACCUCCUCUGUUGCAAUGAACACCACAUCCGCAAUUAUUUCUUAGUCUCUCUCUUCUGCCUCUCUCUCUCUUUCUCAGUCUACUCUGUUCUCAUGGCUACUAUACACUUCUGUUCGCAGGCACUGAUUUUCCUGUACUUUUAAAUUAAAUUACAGCAGGUAUCUGAACACACACACUCUCUCUCUCUCUCGCUGUGUGUGUGUGUGUGUGUUUUCAAAGCUUUUUGUUUAAGAAUUUGGUGAGUGUUGUCACUUCCUUUGAUCUGAUGAAAAAAGGGACUAUGUUGAAAAUAAGGUGUCAAGAGUCUAUUAUUCUAGUUAUAUAGAUUGUCCUGCUUCCAAAAGAGUGGACAACUCUUAAUUAUAUUUAUAUUACAUGUAAACCCCUAGACUAAUUUAUUUACUACUAAUACUUCAGUCAACCCCCUUAAUUUAACCACUUUUAGCCCUCUCUAGUUCUCUCUCUCUCUCUCUCUCUCUCUCUCUCUCUCUCUCUCUCUCUCUCUCUCUCCCCUGUCUUGUUUUCCUCUCUCUCUCUCAAUCAAUCAUUUACUAGUAGAUAAUUAAAAUGGAGAUAUCAAGUCAAGAAAGGGAAAUCCCAAUCCAAAUCCCAAUCUCAAUUCCAAUCCCAAUCCCAAUCCCAAUCAACAGUUCAUAUGGUGGGGGAGGACAUGGGCAUGGUGGCCACAUGAACAUCCUCCAUGAUCCAGCCCCUCAAAAUCACAUUAUUCCCACUUCAGCCCCUCAAAUUCAAAUCCCUUCAAAUGCCCCCACAGUACCCACAAGUCUGGAGGACAAUGUGGUGCCCUACAAGAAAAUGGUCAGGUACAGGGAUUGCCUCAAGAAUCAUGCAGCAUCCAUGGGUGGAAAUGCCACCGAUGGGUGUGGAGAGUUCAUGCCCAGUGGAGUGGAGGGUACCCUAGAAGCCCUCAUCUGUUCAGCUUGCAAUUGCCACAGGAAUUUCCACAGAAAGGAAGUUGAAGGUGAGGUACCGUACAAUUCCUCCUCUUGUGAGUGUCAUUUUGGGCCUUCUUCCCAUCUCAACAACAACCGGGCUACUAAUGGGAGGAAACUCAUUUUGAGCCACCACAAAGGUAUGUUAGGCCCAGAAACUUUAGGGUACCCUACUGGAACCCUCAUCCAUUCUAGACCAGCCCAUCAUCAGAUGAUGAUGUCGUACAAUGUGGGGUCCAUGCCUUCAGAGUCUGAUGAGCAGGAAGGUGGUGGUGGAUAUGGUGGUGGUGGUGGUGGGGUGGGGGGUAGGCCACUGCCGCCACCACAUCUGGUGAAGAAGAGGUUCAGGACAAAGUUCAGCCAAGAGCAGAAGGAGAAAAUGCUGAACUUUGCUGAGAAAGUUGGGUGGAAAAUCCAGAAGCAAGAGGAAAAUGUGGUGCAGAAUUUCUGCCAGGAGAUUGGGGUCAAGAGAAGAGUGCUCAAGGUUUGGAUGCACAACAACAAGCACAAUCUGGCCAAGAAGAUAAAUUCUUCAUCCUCUGAGCAAAACCCAAUUUAGACACCAAAGAAAAAUGGAGGAAAAA